UCUCAGUCAUUGCAUUAAGUUCAGUCGAUGCAGUUCGCAAUAUCAACAUGGUUUUUAUAUACUUGGUGAUUGCAAUAUCCGCGCUUAUCGCGUAUUACAUAUACAAUAAUACGUAUUAUUGGCGUAAUCGAGGAAUUCCUCAGGAUCUGCCACAUCCAUUCUAUGGCAACAUGGUUGGCUUCCGCAAGAAUCGCAUUGUGCACGAUAUGCUCGAGGAAUAUUAUACCAAAUACCGAAAGGCGGGUCAUCCCUUUGUGGGAUUCGGCUUUCUGUUUAAGAAAGGUGCCCUCAUCAUGGACAUUAAACUAGCCAAGAAUGUGCUAAUCAAGGAUUUCAGCAACUUUUCCGAUCGCGGACAGUUCCACAAUGUGAGAGACGAUCCCUUGUCUGGUCAUCUUUUUAACUUAGACGGCAAGCGUUGGAGACAAAUGAGACAGAGACUCUCACCCACUUUUACUUCCGGUAAAAUGAAGUUCAUGUUCCCUACAGUCAUCAAAGUGUCUGAGGAAUUUGUUAAGGUGAUGUUUGAAGAAGUCCCAGCCAAAUCUGGAGGUGCUAUUAUCGAGAUCAAAGAACUGAUGGCUCGCUUCACCACUGACGUCAUUGGCACCUGUGCCUUUGGCAUAGAGUGCAACACUCUUCGCACUCCAGACACAGAUUUCCGUAAAAUGGGAAGCAAGGUGUUCACCGAUGUCCGUCAUGGUGCUUUACUCACAGCUUUCGAAUUCAGUUUCCCCGAACUGGCUGAGAAGCUGAGAAUGAGAAUAGUACCCGAUGAUGUCCAUGAGUUCUUUAUGGGCUUGGUAAACGAAACAAUCGCCUACAGGGAAAAGGAGAAUAUCAAGCGCAACGAUUUCAUGGAGAUGUUGAUUGAACUCAAGAAUAAGGGAAGUUACACACUAGAAGAUGGCGAAGUAGUCAAGGGACUAGACAUUGGAGAGCUCGCUGCCCAAGUCUUUGUGUUUUAUGUGGCUGGUUUUGAGACAUCUUCUUCCACUAUGAGUUAUGCUUUAUACGAACUGUCUCAGCACACAGAUAUACAGGAUAAGCUGAGGGAACACAUUAAUAGUGUAUUGCAGCAAUUCGAGGGAAAACUUACUUAUGAAAGUAUCAAAGCCAUGCGUUACUUGAAUCAAGUCAUAUCAGAAACUCUUCGUCUUUAUACUAUCGUGCCUUUCUUGCAACGGAAAGCUCAGAACGAAUAUGUUGUUCCGGGUCAUCCCAGCUACGUUAUACCAAAGGGAACGACAGUAUUUAUACCUGCAGCUGCCUAUCACCGGGAUGAAGAUCUCUAUCCCGAUCCAAUGAAAUUCGAUCCUGAACGUUUCUCAGCCGAACAAGUUGCCAACCGAGACUCUGUGGAGUGGUUGCCCUUUGGUGAUGGUCCUAGGAACUGUGUGGGAAUGCGUUUUGGUCAAAUGCAGACACGUAUUGGCCUGGCCCAGCUGAUAAAGAACUUUAAGUUCUCGGUGUGCGAUAAGACUGACAUUCCUCUUAUCUAUAAUACCAAAUCGGUAGUAUUGGGCACAGUGGGUGGCAUCUUUGUGAGGAUCGAGCGAAUUUGAACUGCAAUUGCUAAAUAGAAAAAUAAAUGUGUUGGAAAAAUUAUGUGUGAUUUUAAGUUAUACAUUGAUUAGGUAUUACGAGAGAAUGAAAUAUGACCUAACAUCAUAAAAUAAAUUGUACUGAAGUACAUAGUGGAAAGACUUUUGCAACAAAAGCAAAAAAAUAUAAAUUUUUCAAUAUGUGCAAAACUAGUAAUCAUAAAAGUUGAAAUACCCGACUGCGAAAUUCCCGUCCCCAUUUUAUAGAAUACUCAUACAAAAUUAUUGUUUGUGUCGUUCAAAGUUGCUAUCUUGUUAACAAAGUAGUAUACUUAUGACAUUGACAUUAAUAUUAUUUGAAUAGCCGACUAAAUUGUCGAAAAAAAAACCUCAACGUCAAGUUAGAAUGUUAUUUAUACCUACAUCACUUAAAUUAUUUAACUUAAUGAGAAUAACUGUUAAUAUACUCUUUCAAAUUAGCAAGCUUUUCGAUUAAUGAAGUGAAGAAAACGGAAUAAAAUUACGAAUAUAAAAGUUCAAUAUAAAGACGAAAUUUCUUUAAGUUUAAGGUCUGAUAACACAUGAUU
Messenger RNA from Drosophila nasuta, 2131 nucleotides. RefSeq names its product cytochrome P450 6a2-like. The coding region runs from base 48 to 1565 and encodes 505 amino acids. Gene Ontology annotation, molecular function: monooxygenase activity; heme binding; oxidoreductase activity, acting on paired donors, with incorporation or reduction of molecular oxygen. The transcript has 2 exons. NCBI's taxonomy places the organism in Eukaryota, Metazoa, Arthropoda, Insecta, Diptera, Drosophilidae. The record is from RefSeq and is a predicted model, not a curated record.